CUCCAACCUUCGAUCGUUCGAUCGUCUUCCUGCUUCUCUCUGAUCUCUCACAAUUUCAAACAUCAGAUUCUUUCAAACCAACAAGAUUAGUAAUCCUCUACAAAGCCCCUUUGCUCCUUCCACCAUACCGGUACCAAGCUAAGAAGAUGGAUAUUCCCAGCUACUUUGUUGUCACCAACAGUGCCCCCGCUGUUCCCAUCACAGCAGCAGAAGAAGAAAUUCGACUGAAUAAUAUCCCCAGUUUCAUUGUGAUUCCGACCAUGUCUCUGGAUGAACGCCUGGAACGAAAACUGUCUUCUUUUUCUUCCUCCUCCUCAUUGUCAAUAUCCUCCCAUUUGUUCCAUCCCAGCAACGAACGAUGGUCUUCGAAUGGAGCAGCAUCCUGCGAGAAAUGCCCACCUACCAAGCCCCUACAAGAUAAGAGCAGUACCAAUUCCCUGACGGCACUGCUCCGCAAAGCCAAGUCAUCUCGCCACCAAACCCUAGCCCCUCGCCAGCCUUUGCGAACGAACACUCCGGCAUCCAUCGAAUACUCGCCAUCAUCGAUUCCUCGCAUGCCACGUCGACAAGGUACCGCAACAUCCAUUGGACCACUGAGAGGGCCAUAGACUAGGAAUAGAUGGAGGCAGAAGAACGAAGAGGUUACGAAACCCACUGUACAGUACAUACACAGCCUUAGCAUGGUAGUAAAAACAACCUGUAUAAAGAAAAUCUACCAUUGCAAAAAGUCAAGGCAGACCAGUCCACCUCAUAGUACUAGUUAAAUAGAUGGUG
Molecule: messenger RNA, 774 nt
Organism: Seminavis robusta
Lineage: Eukaryota; Bacillariophyta; Bacillariophyceae; Naviculales; Naviculaceae
Source: the annotation of a GenBank genome assembly